AUGGCGCGUAAACAGAGUUCAAAGCGUGAUGCUUCGUCUUCGGACAAGAUCACCGACUCGAGGUUUGCCAACUUCGAGUCCGACCCUCGAUUCCGCUUGCCCUCCAAGAGCAAGACCAAGACCAAGGUCGACAAGCGCUUCCAGCACAUGUUCACAUCGAAAGACUUCACAGAGUCGGCCAAGGUCGACCGUUACGGACGCAAACUCAAGUCCGACAAUAAGAAGAAAGCUCUGAAACAACUCUACCAAGCUGAAGAGGAGGACGAGGACGAUGAGGAGGGCGAGGACGAUGAUGUGGUGCGCGAGGAGCUGCGGAAGGCAGAGGUCAAAGAUCCUGCACGAGGAGGUGGCUUCUCUGCUUCAGAGUCCGACUCGGACUCGGACAGCGGAGAGGAAAGCGAAGAGGAGCCCGAGCCCGAGGUCGAGGAGGCGGCCGACAUGCAGCGCUUCCGGAACGAACAGGCCGAGGUGCCUCUGGGCGAUGUCACGAAUCGCAUAGCCAUUGUCAACCUCGAUUGGGACUACAUCAAAUCAGUCGAUCUAUUUGCAAUGUUCUCGAGUUUCGCUCCCUCGGGAGGUCGGAUAGAAAGGGUCUCCAUCUACCCAAGCGAGUUUGGCAAGGAGCGCAUGCAGCGGGAGGAGCUCGAGGGGCCGCCAAAGGAGAUCUUCAAGAACGAUGCCAAGGAUGACGAUGACGACUCGUCCGACGAUAGCAGCGACGAGGAAGAUAGUGAUGACGAAAGCGACGAUGAGGAGGUCAAGAAGGACCUGAUCGAGGAGGGCAACGACCAGGAUUUUGACAGCGAUGCGCUUAGGUCCUACCAGCUGGACAGGUUGAGAUACUACUACGCCGUCAUGGUCUGCUCAGACAAGUCGACAGCGCAGGCCAUCUAUGAAGCCACAGAUGGCAGAGAAUACCAAACCUCGUCAAACUUCCUCGACCUGCGAUUCGUUCCCGACGACGUCACUUUCGACGAUGAACCCAGAGACGAGUGUGACGUCGUCCCCGCCGGCUACAAGCCCAUCGAGUUUGUCACAGAUGCCCUACAGCACUCCAAGGUGAAGCUCACCUGGGACAUGCAUCCCGAGGAGGCGGCGCGGCAAGAGACCAUCAAGAAGGCAUUCACCGGCAGCCGAGCUGACAUCGCCGAGAAUGACCUCAACGCUUAUCUGGCCAGCGACAGCGAUGGGGAGGAUGAAGAGGAGGUGUUUGAGCCGGAAGCCGCAGCGGAGGACGAGCCAAAGCUGAGCAAGAAAGAGCUUGCUCGCAGGAAGAUGCGGGAGGCUCUCGGUCUCAGCGACGACCCUGCACCGAAAUCCAGCAAGUCUGGUCCGGUCGGCGAUAUGCAGAUCACUUUUACCUCAGCCCUCACUGAGAAAGCCGACGGCAAGAAGAAGGAUGACGAGGAGGAGACUACCCGCGAGAAGUACAUCAGAAAGGAGAAGGAGAGGAAAGAGAAGCGUAGGCAGAAGGCCAAGGCAGCCCGAGGGGAUGGCGAGGCCGAGGAGGAAGCAGCGGAGGAGGAGGAUCUUGGCUUCGACGACCCAUUCUUCACGUCCGAGCCGGCGUCCAAGACAACCAAGUCCUCGAUACGGAAGGAGGAGCGCCUCAAGAAGCGUGAGGCUAGGGAGGCCGAGGAGGCGGAGAAGGCUGCUGAGAAGGCGCAGCUGGAACUCAUCAUGGCCGAUGACGGCAACGACGGUGCCCCGCGCCUUGGCCACUUCGACAUGAAUGAGAUCAUCAAGGCCGAGAAGAAGAAGAACAAGAAGGGAAAGAAGGGCAAGAAGGGCAUCGAGGACCGCGGCGGCCUACAAGAGGACUUUGUCAUGGAUGUUGGAGGCGACAAGCGUUUCGAGGCUCUCUUUGAAGAGCACGAGUACGCAGUCGAUCCCUCCAAUCCCAAGUUCACUUCCACUCCCAGCAUGAAGAAGCUGCUUGAGGAGGGCAGGAAGAAGAGGAAAGCGGUAGAUGAUGAUGAGGUUCCCGAUCGGCGGAGCCAAAAGGCCAAGAAAGCCAAGGCUACAAAAGCAGAUGAUGCGACGGAUCUGGUGAAGUCUAUCAAGAACAAGUACCGCAAGGACAAAUGA
Messenger RNA from Thyridium curvatum, 2088 nucleotides. RefSeq lists its product as uncharacterized. Gene Ontology annotation, molecular function: RNA binding. Gene Ontology annotation, cellular component: nucleus. NCBI's taxonomy places the organism in Eukaryota, Fungi, Ascomycota, Sordariomycetes, Thyridiales, Thyridiaceae. Bases 1 to 2088 code for a protein of 695 amino acids. The record is from RefSeq and is a predicted model, not a curated record. Gene Ontology annotation, biological process: rRNA processing. The transcript has a single exon.